Clavispora lusitaniae ATCC 42720 is the source of this 2622-nucleotide messenger RNA. It is a transcript of the gene TFC4, whose product is annotated as transcription factor TFIIIC subunit. Gene Ontology annotation, biological process: transcription by RNA polymerase III. Lineage: Eukaryota; Fungi; Ascomycota; Pichiomycetes; Serinales; Metschnikowiaceae. The record is from RefSeq and is a predicted model, not a curated record. Gene Ontology annotation, cellular component: transcription factor TFIIIC complex. Gene Ontology annotation, molecular function: protein binding.
AUGGCAAACAAGGAAUUGAAACCAGAAGUGAGGGAUAAUUUUGCUAAAGCAAAUGAGGCGUUUGUGAAGCAAGAUUUUGACACGGCCAUCAAGUAUUAUCUUGAAGUCAUAAGACUUGACAGACGAAACUUUGGAGCCUAUAAGACUAUGGGUGAAAUCUAUCAAAUGAAAGGCGACAUGAACAAGUGCUGUGGCAUGUGGCUUUACGCUGCUUUAUGCGUACCGUGGGACAUUGAAUUCUGGGGCACAGUGGCCGAGCUUAGUACGCAAUUGGGCCAUAUUGACCAAGCUAUUUAUUGUUACAACCAUGCUAUCAAUUAUAGACCCAAAGACACUUUGCCCAAUCCUCAAUUCUUAUUGGAUAGAGCCAUGUUACACAGACAGAAACGGCUUUUUGGAAGAGCACUUGAAGGCUUUCAACGUCUUCAUCGCAUGUUUCCGACCGACCCACAAUAUGUGAAACACUUGGCUUCGGUGUACUGUGAGCAGAAGCGUUUGAGCGAUGCGGUGCGGUUAUAUAAGAAUAUCUUGGAAGAUAAUAUCAACGCGAAGCCUGAUCAAAAGUAUGUGCCUUUCGACUGGUCUGCGUUGAAUAUUUUGUGCGAGCUAUUGAUCACACAGCACAAUUGGAAAGAGGGUGUCAAAAUGAUAAAAGCAGCAGCUCGUUUUCUCCAGGACCGUGGUGAUGAGUCAUGGUGGACAGACGAAGAUGAUUCUGAAUUCGAUGAAAGACGGCCAUCUGUAAUCUUGAAAUUCCAUCCCCACGAAUUGCAAAAGUAUAUGGGAAGAGAGUAUGGGCUUCCAAUUGACAUCCGCUUCAAGCUUGCACAAUUUCGACUCGAGUUGGAUAAUAGCGAAGAAGCUUUACGCCAUUUUGAGUUUUUGUAUCAUGAAGAAGAUCUAUUUGACGUGGCAGACUUAUUUUUCGAAGCAGGAAAGCUCUUGGAAGAGAAAGGUCUUCAAGAAGAUGCAUUGAAGUUUUUGGCGCAGCUGAUACAGAGGAACGGGUCUGCAGCUGAAGAUGAAGAUCAGACAGAAGAAUUCCGUUCCGAAGCCAUGGUAUUAAUGGGAAAGUGUUACAUGGAGCUAUAUGAUUAUGAAAAUGCUAAAGAAGUAUUCACUCAUGUUUUACAGAAUGAGCCAAACAAUAUUGAUUUGCAGUUGAUGUUGUGCGAAACUUACUUCCACCUCAAUGACUUUGAUAAAGCCAACCAAUUUCUUGAGAGUAUUAAGGAGGCUCAAGAAAUUGAAGAGGAAACACCUGAAGAGAAAGAAUUGAAUAUCGAAAUCGAUAAGCAAGUGGGUCUUGAAGAAGGUCCCGCUGUCAUUAAGAAUACAGGACAAAGUAAUCGAACCCAUAAGUUGACUCAAGCAGAACGCGAAGAUAUCAAUAGGGACGUUACACACCGCAUUACGAAUAAAUUUAACAGAAUGAAGCGUUUACAGCAAGCAAUCAAUGAAGGGAAUAUGGUUGCAGCUGCAGCUUGGAUGAAAUUGGCUGCCCAGCUCAUCGAAACGUUUUGCGCUGUUCGUUCAUUUUUUCCUAAAAAUAGAAAGACAGCCUUCAAAGGUAUUCCAACAUACAAACGAAAGGAAGAUGUUGAGAUCAGUGAUAGAGUGAGAAGGCUUGAUACAAUGAUGGAAAAUAAGGAAGAAGGAGAAAAUUAUUCACGUAUGGAAUUAACCAACAAAACUGAGUUUAGAGGUUUGAGUUAUGAUGAUUGGCUACUAAUAUUUGUACAGAAUGCUUUCUUGUGGAAUAAUUACAAGCAUGAUACAGACCAGGCCAUUGCCAGUCUAGGAAAAGCUUUUGAGGUCAAUGUAUUCAUCCAGGACAAGACGCGCAGUAUGCUUCUCCGGCUAGCGAUGCUUUCCUUUGGAAUAUUAAAAGAAGAUUUCGGUGAGAUCGUGUCUAAUAACGUGAGGUAUUUUCUCACUUCGACCCAAUUUUCGUCUACCAUUUAUGACUUUUUCAUGUGCUGUUUCAGUUCCGGAGUGGGAGCAUGGGCAGCGUUUAGCAAUUACAAUCAUCAGAAAUAUUUUCUUCGCCAUCUCAAGGCCUACGACUCUCUUUUGACUUCCAGCAGUGUCUCAGGAUCUGCUCAAGUGACACUUGACACGGCCAAUUUUACGUUCACUCGCGAGCACCCACAGCUACUCUACAUAUAUGCAUGUCUUCUAGGGAGCAACAGAACGUUUUCGUCUCCAAUUGUCUACUUGACCCGUGCUUACCGUGAGUAUAAUAAGGACUCGACCAUUUGCUUCAUGUUAGGAUUGGCACACGUUCACCGUUCGAUGCAAAGAAACAGUAACAACCGUCACAUCCAACUUCUUCAAGGUAUUAGCUAUCUCUUGGAGUACAAGGAGUGUCGGGAGCAAAAUGCCACAAUUUAUGAACUUCAAGAAAUUGAGUACAACUUCGGCCGUCUAUUCCAUAUGCUUGGUCUUCCUACCUUGGCCAUCAAACACUACAAAAAAGUGCUUCAGUUCCACGAUGAGAUGAAAGAUGACACAACAUAUGACAUGCUGCCCGAGGCUGCGUACAAUCUCAAUCUCAUUUACAUUUUGGACGGAAAUACAGCUAUGGCCAGAGACAUCAGUGAAAAGUACCUUACCGUUUGA